Synchiropus splendidus (mandarinfish) is the source of this 1324-nucleotide messenger RNA. Its product is annotated as leucine-rich repeat-containing protein 10B. NCBI's taxonomy places the organism in Eukaryota, Metazoa, Chordata, Actinopteri, Syngnathiformes, Callionymidae. The coding region runs from base 1 to 1176 and encodes 391 amino acids. Gene Ontology annotation, molecular function: protein binding. The transcript has a single exon. The record is from RefSeq and is a predicted model, not a curated record.
AUGGGCAACACCUCCAGGAAGGAGGAAGGAGAGGAGGAAGGAGAGGAGAAGGAAGCAGAGGAGGCCGAGAUCGUACCGAAGAAGAAAGUGGAGGAGGAGGUGGAGGUUGAGCUUCCGCUGGGGGUGGAGGAGUUGUUGGAGAGUGGAGACCCGGUGUUGGAUUUGAGUUAUCGGAAAUUCAAGCGCCUUCCAGCGCGUGUUUGUGGCCUGAUGCAUCUGGAGAAGUUGUAUGUUUGUGGGAACAGCUUGAGGACUCUGCCUGACAACAUCUCGCAGCUGCAGGGUCUGAGGACCCUUGCUCUGGACUUCAACAAGAUGGAAGAUGUUCCUCUCGCUGUGUGCCAGCUGACUCAGCUCACACGACUGUAUCUGGGCAGCAACCGUCUGAUGGACCUCCCACCCGAGGUCAAGAACCUGCGGAGUCUCCGCUGCUUGUGGGUGGAGAGCAACUACUUCCAGAGGUUUCCUCGAGAGCUCUACGACCUUCCACAUCUCAAGUCCCUUCAAAUUGGAGACAACCGGCUGAAAACGCUGCCUUCGGACCUUCCGCGCAUGGAGGCCUUGAGGGGCCUUUGGCUUUAUGGAAAUCGGUUCCAAACUUUCCCCAAAAUCCUGCUGCACAUGGAAAAUUUGGAGAUUCUUGAUGUGGACCGCAACAAGAUCACAGAGUUCCCAAGUCUGAAACGUCUCAAAAGCCUCCGCCUCUUCUCCUACGACCACAAUCCCGUCACAGAACCCCCUAAAGUAGGCGAGGAGGUGCUGGUGGUGGGAGAAGGAGCUGCAGAGUUCCUAGAGGCUCGUGAGGCCAAGAAUGAGAGGAGGCGAAAGGCGGCGGAGGAAGAGGCAGAAGAGCUGGCUCGGGCAGAGGAGGAGCCGGUCAUUCACGGCAUUCUGAAGCACAGCAGCUCAAACCGAACCACCAGCGAGUCGGCGGUGACCUCUGAGGAGGCUGGAAUGCAGGGGGAAGAGGAGCUGGCACAAGAGGAAGAGGAUGAGGAGCUGUUGGUCAUGGAGUAUGACGGCGCUGAGCUCGAAUAUGACGAGGACGGGGUGGAGUAUGAGACAGAGGAGCUGAUCUGUGAAGGUGAAGGGCUGGAGUAUGAAGGAGAAGAGCUGGAGUAUGAGAACGCGCCGAUGGACUACGAGUAUGAAGAGGGGGUGGUGGACAGAGAAUAAGGGCUGCAUCACAUUACAAAUGGUUGUAUCUCGAUUUUCAAUGGUGCUCACUGACCCUAUCAUUACAGUGAAGAUCAGAAUUCACUGGGAUUUGUACGCUGCUGCGUUCAAAUUGUAACUUCUACAGCUGGUGAAAACUGCGAUCUGC